AUGGCAAUCAAUGCUUCUCAUCAACAGGCCUAUCAGGUCCUGAGCGACAUCUUUGAGUUCCCUAAUGACGAGCAAAGGAACUGGUGGCAUAGCACCGCUCCAAUGUUUGCGCAGAUGCUACAGACUGCGGACUAUGACAUUCACACCCAGUACCGAUGUCUAGCUAUGUUCAAGAAGCAUAUAAUCCCCUUCUUGGGGGUCUAUCCCACCAAUGAUCGGGAUCGCUGGUUGAGCAUUUUAACUCGCUACGGCACCCCAUUCGAACUGAGUCUGAACUGUUCGGACUCUCUCGUCCGAUACACCUACGAGCCUAUCACCGCGGCUAGUGGAGGUUCCGAGGACCCCUUCAACACUUUCGCCAUCUGGGAAGCCCUCAAACCACUAAUGCUAAUCGAGCCUUCGCUGGACAUCGAAUGGUUUUCUCAUUUCAAGAGAGACCUCACUGUGGAUGCGCAGGAAUCAGCCAUCCUGCAGCAACAGGGAUUGGCCGGCGGGCAGAUCAACACGCAGAACAAGCUGGCGCUGGACCUGAAAGGCGGGCGAAUAGUGCCCAAAACAUAUAUCUACCCUGCGCUAAAGGCGGUAGCCACGGGGCGAUCCGUUCAGGACCUCAUUUUUGACUCCAUCAAUCGUGUGGCAGACCGCCACCCGGCCAUCCAGGCUCCCCUAGAGAUGUUGGAGGCAUACGUGCACGGCCGGGGACCGCACAGCACCGUGUCGCCACGACUCCUGUCCUGCGACCUAAUCGAUCCCACCCUGUCGCGGAUCAAGAUCUACCUGUUGGAGCGAAUGGUCUCCCUCGACGCAAUGAAGGACCUGUGGACGCUCGGCGGCCGGCGCGAUGACGUGUCCACGCGCGCUGGAUGGGAGAUGAUCCAGGAGCUCUGGGAUUUGCUCCAGAUUCCCAGCGGGCUGCGCUCCUAUCCUGAGCCUUACCUUCCGCUGGGCGCUGUCCCCGACGAGCUCCUCCCCAGCAUGGCCAACUACACACUGCACCAGAAUGAUCCCGCACCCGAGCCGCAGGUCUAUUUUACUGUGUUUGGCAUGAAUGAUAUGGCGGUCGCCGAUGCGCUGACCACGUUUUUUGCCCGCCAGGGCUGGACACGAAUGGCGGAAAGAUACAAAGAGAGUCUGUGCGCCUCUUAUCCCUACGCUCUACAUGAGGAGCUAAACUACCUGCACGCAUACAUUUCAUUCUCGUACCGCAAGGGUCGACCAUACCUGAGUGUGUACUUGCAGACGCUGGAGACGGGCGACUGGGCAGUUACACACUUAGAUUCUGCCUGCGACGAAAGCAAGGAUAUCUAG
Messenger RNA from Penicillium hordei, 1308 nucleotides. Its product is annotated as tryptophan dimethylallyltransferase FgaPT2. Lineage: Eukaryota; Fungi; Ascomycota; Eurotiomycetes; Eurotiales; Aspergillaceae. Bases 1 to 1308 code for a protein of 435 amino acids. The record is from RefSeq and is a predicted model, not a curated record. Gene Ontology annotation, molecular function: transferase activity, transferring alkyl or aryl (other than methyl) groups. The transcript is spliced from 3 exons. Gene Ontology annotation, biological process: alkaloid metabolic process.